Messenger RNA from Phycomyces blakesleeanus NRRL 1555(-), 1177 nucleotides. RefSeq lists its product as hypothetical. Lineage: Eukaryota; Fungi; Mucoromycota; Mucoromycetes; Mucorales; Phycomycetaceae. The coding region runs from base 122 to 1177 and encodes 351 amino acids. The record is from RefSeq and is a predicted model, not a curated record. The transcript is spliced from 7 exons.
AUAUAUAUAUAUAUCUUUUAUUAUUACAAUAAAUUAUUUUUAAUAUCAUGGAACAACAAAUUAAAGAGGUUAGCAAAGGCUAAACUGCAAGAUAUCCUCGCUCACCGCAUUAUGACAGCUUAUGGACUUUCUCCACCAACCCUCAAUGGAGGUGCGAUCCAUUGCUCUUGAGCACAUCCUCUCCUUCACACCAAAGACCUCCCAAUACCAGCCUUUGUUGAUUGAGAACAGAAAGACACUUUGCACUGACCUUAAGAACUUGUGCCGUCAGGAUCCUAUGAUUGCCCACGAAGCAAUGAAGGGUUUGAUCAACCUUUCUGGUGACCCUCGUAUCCAGCAUGAACUUGAUGAUGAAGCUUUCUUGAAGCAUAUUACUCUCUUGAUCACUAUCUCAAAGUCCGUAUUGGCAGAUCCUGCUUGCAUGCUUUUGUCCAACAUGACAAAGUCCGAGAGCAUUUGUGUCAAGUUGUUGGAAAUGAAGACCAACCCUCUUCCCGAAUUGUGUGAGUCUGACAAAGUAAUGGAUCAAUUGGUAGAGGCUUUCCACCGUGGCCACAAGAAAGCCUACAAUCCCCAAGCAGAGUAUCACUUUUUGGCCAGUGUGUUUUCCAACGUUUCAGGCAUCCGUCUUGGUCGUGUCUAUUUCUUGGAGCCAUCCAAGUACGACGGUCUUGCUCCUUUGACAAAGUUGCAGAUUUUUACAGAGGAUAAGAAUAUCAUCCGUCGUGGUGGUGUUGAUUCUACAGUCAAGAAUGUCUGCUUUGAGACUCGCCAGCACGAAGCUAUUUUGGAUGCUGACAAGCUCAACACCUUGCCUUUCAUUCUCCUUCCCUUGUGCGGUAAUGAGGAAUAUGACAUGGAAGAGUUUGAGCAAUUCCCUGAAGAGAUCCAGCUCUUAGAUGAUGAUAAGACACGCGAGUCUGACAAAGUACUUCGUGGUAUUUUGUGUGAUGCGCUUUUGCUGCUCACUACUACUCGUUUCGGUCGUGACUACCUCCGCAACAAACAGGUUUACCGUGUCAUCCAACGUCUUCAUGCCCAGGAAGAAGAUGAGGAAAUCAAGGACAAGUGUGAUGCCAUUGCUGAUAUGUUGAUCCGUGAUGAAAAUGGUGCUGAAAUCACACCCAUUGACGAAGAAAAAGAAGAUGAUGAUAUGGUGAUUGAAGAGAUUGCAUAA